Molecule: messenger RNA, 755 nt
Organism: Linum tenue
Lineage: Eukaryota; Viridiplantae; Streptophyta; Magnoliopsida; Malpighiales; Linaceae
Source: the annotation of a GenBank genome assembly
UAUGAAAGAAUGAACAACUCAUUUCUGAUUGUUAUCGACAUGGAAAGGGAACACUCUAGCUACGGCUGCUGCUGGUGAUGAGCAAGUCGAUUUUCGGUCCAGAAUCGUGGCUUGCUCAUGCUAAUUUCGGUGCUAUCUUACCUGAGCUUCACAAACGAACCUUUUCAAAUUUUUUUCUUUCUUUUUGUAAGAUUUUUCUUGACCUUGUAAGACCUUUUCUUGACCUUGUAAGACCCCGCGUAGUGUGUGUUUGGUUUAACAAAUCGACUUGCUAUGGCCUCUGCAUUUGGAUGUUGAUACGGAGAGGCUCUCAUAUGCAGCUUCCUGUUUCCGUACAAUGCAUCUUCUCCUUCCUUGUCUAUCCCUCCCGAGCUAUUCGAAAUCAACGACCCUCCCUCCCCUUCCAUGUUCCACCAUGAGAGAGACUCCCCUUGACCAUACAAGUAACAAGCGAAGGCAAUGGUGUCAUAAUCUCGAUGAAGUCAUGAUCAUAAAUGAUGCAAAGAGAGAAGCAAACACCAUCUCUCCCUCUCUCUCUCCCCAGCUGCUAAUAGCCCUGUAUGAAAGAGUUUAUAGUAGAAAAAAAAGAGAGUAAUAUACUUUUUCUUUUUCUUCAGCAACAAGAAAUGAAGGUAUAUAUUUGUGGUAGACAGAGCUGUUUUUCUCUGUUUUCUUUGUUGACCAAUGACUGGUUUUCAAGGGCUUAGUUUGUAAGUUUUAGUAACUUUAUGUAUCCAAAAUAAAAGCAAACGAGA